Molecule: messenger RNA, 2422 nt
Organism: Meriones unguiculatus (Mongolian gerbil)
Lineage: Eukaryota; Metazoa; Chordata; Mammalia; Rodentia; Muridae
Product: gasdermin-C
Exons: 13
Coding region: 367-1836 (489 amino acids)
Biological process (GO): defense response to bacterium; pyroptotic inflammatory response
Molecular function (GO): phosphatidylinositol-4-phosphate binding; phosphatidylinositol-4,5-bisphosphate binding; phosphatidylserine binding
Source: RefSeq, a predicted model, not a curated record
UGGGAAGAGAGAGGCGCACUGCUUCCUAAGAAUACUCCCUCCUCUGAGCCAGGACAGCCUUCUAGGCACACCUGCAAAUGCUCGCUGAUGCUGACCCAUUGUCUUUUGGAUGGUAGACUUAAACACUAGUACUGUGCUCAGAGCUUAGGUCCUGGAGAGAUUGGAAAGACGAGGUUGUUCGUGUGCUUAUUGCAUUGAAAACUGAUUCAGAUCUGUUAAAGGGGAGGAGACACAGUGAAUGUAAUCACGUUGAUUUGGUCCUGGAGUCUGUACAAACUGUACUUGAAUUAGAAGGCCCAAGAACGAAGAGGAGCCACAUUCAAUUGCACUUCCUCUAGAGGAGAAAAACCAGCUUCAGCCUGCAACAUGCCCUACACAUUUGACUGGGUUGCCAAGGAUGUGGUCAAAAAGCUUCAAGGAAAAGAUCUGAGGCCUGUGAAAUGCCUGUCAGAUGCAACCAAAUUCCGGCAGUUUGAUAUACUGCAGAAGACUACUCAAUCAUUGUUUUGGAAAUCUGAAGAUACUCCGGUUGGAUAUUCCCUCCUGCAGAUUUUGGAGCCAAAUUUUCCUGUCCCAGAGACUGAAGUGUCAACUCCCAUCCCCCUCAAACACACUGUAUCCCAGAAACUGAAGACUAAUGUGGAUGUUAAAGCCAUUGCAGAAGGAAGCGCAUCAGCAGAGUUUGUUCAGUCCUGUGGAUACGACAUUGAGGUUCAGAGUACCAGUAUCCCCGAAUCAAAACUGGAAAGUCUUCAAAACAUGAAACUGUUGGAUCAGGAGCCAUCAUUUGUGAAGGACUGCCGGAUGGGAAGGAAAAACCUCUAUGUGGUGACAGAGGCCUUUGUAGUGACCAAGGGUACUGUGCUGGAAGACAGCAGCAGUGUCGACUUUUCAGGAAAAGUGCUUAUCCCCCAGUAUGUCAAGGGUCAAGCCCAGGGACAGUGGCAGAAGAAGAGUACAGAUUCAGUGCCUAUCCUAAAGGGUUCGGUGUUGGCCUACAAAAAGAAGCAACUGGUCAUUGAGAAUAACACUUGUGCCAUUCUCCUUUCUGCUAAUGCUAAGAAGAAGACAUUCCUAGAAAUGCUUAAUAUGCAACCUAGAAGUGGUAUCUUUGCCCAACCCAUGAGAAUGCAGGGAGAAGACGUAUUUUAUUCUGCAAGGAUUGAGAUAGAGCCAUAUACAACAAGACGGCUAGGCUUGUGGACCAAUGAUAUCUCUCCAAUUGGAAGGAUAGAGGAACCCUACCAUCAAGAUUUCAAUCGCCUACAAGAUGAGGUUUCCCUGCAAAUAGAGCAACUUGCCCUGCUCUCAAAGGAUGUUCAAGAUGUUGUGUUCUCCAGUCUCCUGCCCAUGCUGAGAAACAGGGAGGUCCUGCAUGACCUGAUGAACAUGCUGGAGUUGGAUCAGUUGGGGCAUAUGGAUGGUCCAGGUGGUGCAAUCCUAGAUGAGCUGCAAAAGGACACAAGCCCCCCAUGGAUUGACCUAAAGAACCUCAUUCUUUAUCUCCUUCAAGCCCUAAUGGUGCUGAGUGAUACCCAACUCGAUCUGCUUGCACAGUCUAUGGAGAAGAGGCUCCUCCUGCAACAACGAGAGCUGGUAAGAAGCAUCCUACAGCCAAACUUCAAGUAUCCCUGGAAUAUUCCCUUCACUCUCCAGCCACAGCUUCUUGCCCCACUCCAGGGUGAGGGCUUGGCUAUUACUUAUGAAUUGCUGAAGGAGUGUGGUCUGAAGAUGGAGCUGAAUAAUCCCAGGUCAACUUGGGAUUUGGAAGCCAAGAUGCCCCUGAGUGCCCUUUAUGGGAGCUUGUCAUUUUUGCAGCAACUUGUGGAAGCAUAAAUCUUCCCCCAAGCCUGGUCCCAGCCAAGUCUAUGCUGAGUCCUUGAGAUAUUGCACCAUAGGAUGCACAAGAGUGGUGACUUGAGUGCAUGUUAUAGGAUGGUGGGAAUAAGGAUGCUACAGGCUCUUUUUUUUUUUUAAGUUUGCUAUCCAUUCACAAUUAUAUAAAUGAUAUAUUUUGAUUAUUAUUCACCUCCUUCCACUCUCCUUUUUUAUUCAUCCCCUCCAGGUCCUUCAUUCCCAGCAGUUUCUCAUUCAACUUUUUUGUUUGAUGCUCUGCUGCAUUUAAUCAAGGUUGUUUUCAUGAAGGGGAUAAUUAACUUGAGCAAGUGUAACUUUCCAGAGGCUACCUCCUCCUUAGCAGCAUUAGCUGCCUACUGUUUUGGGGAGGGUGGGGCCUCAUUGGCCACUACUCUUUCUAUGGUGGAACCCUGGCUUGCUUGGUCUUGUGCAGGUAGCCAUUGCUACUGUGAGUUUAUGAGUUUAGUAGCCAUGUCAUGUCCUUGCCAUGUCCACAGUCUGUCAAAAUUCCUCAAGUAGUAUGCUAAAGAUGUAAACAUUUUCGUCUCUAUAAAAUAAUGUAAAU